CUGUAACUGGGGUGGGAUGUUGUGAUCUGCUCGGUACCUUUCCCCGGUGCAGAAACCCCGCCUCCCCCCCCCCCCCCACCUAUCUCACCCUGCGGCUGGAGUGCGGCAUCUCCAGGGAUCCGGUUAGAGACAAGAGCAGCGGAAUGGAGCGAGCGAGGAGAGAUUUGAGUGAGAUUCACUCCAGGCUAUUUGACCACAGGCCCAUCAUCCAGGCAGAGAUUCGCUAUUUCGUUAAGGAGUUUGAGGAGAAGCGUGGAUUUCGUGAGCAGAGAGGACUGGAAGGUGUGAACAAUCUGAUCAUGGAGCUCAAUGACCAGAUCCUUCCUAAGACCCAGGAGGCAAUGUGCAGCGAUAUUCCGAGCGUUCUUGCCAGGUUGCAAGCUGCAAACCACAUUAUGAACAGGAUCCAGCAAAGGGAGCAGGAAGCAGAUCAGAAUGACCAGCUGCAAGCCAGCAGAGAGAGGCGCAGGGCUGAAUGGGAGGCCUUUGUGGCUGAGCAGCGCCGGCACGGCGCAGAGGUGGAGGAGGAGCAUGCGAAAGCGGCCGAGUGGCUGAAAGAACAAUAUGCAGCAAUGGAGAAGGACUUGGCAAAGUUCAGGACUUUCUAAGUAGCUGUGCCACAACGCAAUUUUCAGCCUGUUACUCUUUCCUGGCCAAGGCUGUUUGAAUGUGAUGAUGACGGUCAACACCUCCUAAAGCUGUGGGGAGAUGGGGGGAGCAUGAAAAGAAAAACAUUCAAAAUAAUGUCUUCGAAUAGCUUACGAAUGGGUUUUAAUGACUGCAUUGCUGGUUCUGAUAUGUUUACAGUGACUAUUUCAACAGAAGAUAUUACAUAGAAUGUUCCAUCAAGAUACAUCAGACUUGUAAAUAUUUACAAAUAAUCUGAGUGAAAACUAUGAUAUUUCUAUAAAGGCCUUAUCACCAA
Carcharodon carcharias (great white shark) is the source of this 925-nucleotide messenger RNA. RefSeq names its product biogenesis of lysosomal organelles complex-1, subunit 5, muted (gene bloc1s5). The coding region runs from base 144 to 608 and encodes 154 amino acids. The record is from RefSeq and is a predicted model, not a curated record. The transcript has 5 exons. NCBI's taxonomy places the organism in Eukaryota, Metazoa, Chordata, Chondrichthyes, Lamniformes, Lamnidae. Gene Ontology annotation, cellular component: transport vesicle; BLOC-1 complex.